UAUUAAUAUUGUCCAAAUUGAGCUAUUAAGUUUUAAAAACUUUAAUACAAGAUUCGUUAUGUCUAUUGAUAACCUGGAAACUACUAGUCAGAUGAAUUAUCCGGAUUCUGAAGAAAAGCAACCAAGCUCUGAAAAGUUAGAAAUACCGACUUCGCCAACAUUGGCAGUUCCAAAUACUAAUUCGACUGUAUCUGAAUCAAAACCGUCGGAAAUUGAAGCAGAGCCUCCACAAUCAAAAUCUCAGCAGGUCACCGUGAUAAACGAUCAACUCUUUGAAGCUCGACCUACGUUUGACGAAAUUUGUAGCAUGCCACCAGAAAUAGACCAAACUGAUUUGGGUAUCGAAGAAGGGGAAGGAAAUAUGCCGAUUAUUGUUUCUGAACCUCCCUUUAAGAAAAAUAGACGAAUUCAGGUACCAUCAAAAGAUAUCACUAGAGGGAUAUCGAGCAUUGAGCCAUCUCCCAAGAAGCUCCCAAAAAAGAAAUUACAUGAUCCUACGCCUCAAAAGAUUGGUGUUCUAGUAGGAAUUCCGUGCCAGCGAAAACUUUCGAGAGAUUUGCGUGAAGACAACAAACAGUUGGACAUGAUGAAGCACCUCUCUUUGGUGUUCCUGUUUUCCCGCCUUAAAAAUCCAUUAAAGUGGAAUGCAACAACUUUUGAGGAAAUCCGUUCUAUAGGGGAUAAUAUCCAUUCUAGCUUGGUUAUGACUAAAUUUUCUGUGAACUACAAUUCAAAAACAUACUAUAUGGCGCUGACGAGUACGGUGGUCAAAGGACGUAUCAAUUCGUCCGAUGCUCCACCGCCAAACUUCAAGAACGCUUUGAUCGAACAGAUCUCUGGAUUUAGCGGUCUCGUGUUGAAGUGCGAGUCGAAAUAUUUGAUUACAUGGAAAGUCGCUGAGGGAUACUAUUUGUACGAUCCGUGUUUGGACGACACCUCGAAGAUGAUGUUUUUCAACAGUCUCAAAAUGAUGAAGCAGUUUAUAAUCGAAACGAAGCAGCUAACCGACCUGUCAAAGUUCUACAUGUCCAAAGUUUCGCUGAGCUCUGUUGAUGACGGGCAUAUCGUUACACUGAAACGAAAGUCGCGGAAAGCAAAGAAAUUUGAGGUCUUGAAUAAGCAAGAAGCUCUGCUAAUGGGAAAUAAGUAUCUGAAAGAAAUCAGCUAUAAAUUAGAAUCUUUUAGAAUAUCACUAAAUGCAGUUGAUUUGGCACAGCAGCUGGAGACUAGAUCAUGGGAUGCGGAUGUUUUGAGUAAACUAUUUGAAGGAGAAUUAACAGAUAAGGCUAUAAACAAACUUGGAGUUUUUCUCUGCGAAGAAGGUACUGAAAAAAGUUUUCUUCUGGAUAAAUCAAGAUUGAUUCGGUUGGAGACGGCUUUCCGCUAUACGGAGCGAGAAGAGUUCGAACGGUUGAUCAACCGUUAUUUGGCAAUUCGUGUUGCUUUAAUUUUGAAAGUCGAGGAAGCUUUUGUCGCCAUUUGGAGCAGCCAAAAUAUAGUUUACUGGUUCUGUCCUUUUCGCUACGACGCCCUGGAGUUAGAUCCCGCCGACCUUGAAGAUAAAGCAUGUUUUCUAUACGCGUUCAGCUCUUUGACUCGCCUGUCUCGCGUCAUGUUUGACUACUUCAUUGAAUUAGGACUUUUACCACGUCAUUCGAUCCGCUUAUUCACCGUUGAUAGUGAACCAUUUGGAAAAAGUCCUCGAAUACCGAUGGUGGACAGUAGCGAUUCGUUGAACCGAAGUGAGUUUGACAUUCGGAUUGCUGAAAAUGUGCGAAGAAGAGUUUUUGUUUCUGAUGAAAACUUACCUGUAAUGACCCUUUCGGAGGCGAAACUGUGUCGCAUUAUGAUGCGGGAGAUUCUACAGGAGGCAGAGAAACGUUCUGACGAGUAAUCUUCAGUUGACCAUGUUGUUAUUUACGAACUGAAAUAAAUUUACUCAGCUGUCUUGAAAAUUUCAAA
Molecule: messenger RNA, 1962 nt
Organism: Topomyia yanbarensis
Lineage: Eukaryota; Metazoa; Arthropoda; Insecta; Diptera; Culicidae
Exons: 3
Coding region: 59-1894 (611 amino acids)
Source: RefSeq, a predicted model, not a curated record